UCUAACCCUGAGUUCCUAUCUAUCGGUUGUUGUUGUUGAAGCUAUGAUGGCGGCGGCGGGAUGCGGAUCAGCAACCGCGGCUGCCGUAGUGGGCGCAGGCGGUGUGGGCGCGGCGCGGGGUCGCUUCCCCGGUCGGCCUUGGUCGUCGCGGAGCUGUUUGCGCUCGGAGAAGCGAUGGCAGCUCGGCCGCUCUGGGACAGAUGAAGACGAGUGCUGCUCCAGCGGAGGCCCGAGGCCCACCGGCCUGGAGUUCGCGCUAAACGAAGACCCGUCGCACUUGCGCCUUCUCGGUAUAGAGGCGAGUUACAAGAGGCUGGGAGAGGCUGGAUACAGCUCCAGUGGAAGCGAAGAGGGAGCUGAAUUCAAAGGCUUUGUAGGUGAAAAUGCAAACAGUGUUUCCGUUCGCUCUGGACGAAAGCCUCGUAAACGUGAUAAUGCUUCAGCAAAGUCAUCUAAGAGGGUACGUCAGAGGCUGGCUCGUGCAGUGGCUUCAAACACAGAAAACGCAGGUUCACAAGACUGUCAAAAUGAUUCAGGUUCUGCACAGCAAAUCUUCAGUCAAGAGCCUCCAAAAGACACUUUAGUAGGUGGUGGUGGUGGUGGUGAAGGAGGAUCAGAGAAGUCUUCUAAAACCAGGAGAAAAAGAGGGUCAACAAAACAGGAGACUAAAUCAACUCAGAGGAUUACCAUCAAAUUGGUGACUAAAAAGACUGUGACAGCAGUCCCGUCAUCGCAACACAAAUCUGUUAAAAAGCAGAAGGUAAUCAAAUUCAAAUCUGAAGCUGUGGAGAGUCAAUGUGUCCAAAUCUCAAGUGCUCAUGUGAAAUUAAAGACUAACAUACCAGCCAGUAUAUGCACAGCUAGUGAGGCAAAGGAGGAGGUUUGUACCAGAAGGCGAGGAAGAUCUGCUGACAAGAAAUCAGAAUAUAUUUCACAAACAGAUCCUGAAAAAAAGGCCAGUCACCAAAAACUGAAGCUGAGGAAAUCAACUCGACGGACUCAAAAUUCACUGCCCAGUGAAAGUACAAAGCCAAAAACUGAUGAGAAGUCAGGACAAGAGGGCUCUGAAGUAAAUAAGCUUGUGAUAAGGAGACAACGGAGUAAGUCCUCAAAUUUUAUAAAGGAAUCUGGAGACCAGAGUUUGGCAGAGUCAUUGUUGGAAGUCUCAACAGUUGAUGAAUCCAGGUCACCUUCCAAAAAGAAAAAGGAAAAAAAGAAGAAAAGGAAAAAGAAUCAUAAGGAAUCCAAAAAGAAUCAGGAUUCCCAUUUACAAUCAGCAACUGAUCUUGGUCACUCAGCAGCUGAUCCUCAUGGAAAGUUCUCUUUCGACAGUGAUUUUGUUGGAAUCCCAGGUUUGAAAUUGACCAGAAUACGAAACCCCAAAUCCCGAUCUAGCAAGAAACGCUGCAAGUUUGUAUGGACUCUUACACUAGUAAAGAGCAAAAGCAAAGAUACUCAUGUCCAAGAGAAUCUAGGCAAACCACCAGACAGCAAAAAGAAAGAUUCCCAAGUCCAAGAGAAUCUAAGCAAAAUGCAAGAAAGCCCUUGCAAAGAGACAGAACCUUGUAAAUCUGAAGAGGGAGUAAUUGUUUCUACAGAAGAAUCGACAUCUACUCCUUCCAACACACUGGAGACUGGCACUUUACAGGGGCCAAAAAUCUUGGAAAACACUGCCAGUACUGUAACUCCUGAAAGCCCAGAAAACCCAGUGACCAUUGAGAAGGUUGAAGAGACCUCGAAAAAGGAAAAUGCAGAGGUCUUUGAAAGGUCUGAAAUUGUCAAAGAAGCACAUCCAGAUGAGGCCACUCAGACGGACCCUGAAAAACUGAUCAUUAAGGAUAUUGUUCCACCACUUCAAAUAAAGGUUGUCUCCUCACCAGGCAAAAACAACAGUUUGAAGCAAUCAUUUUUAGUUCAGCAAGUCACAACGUCACCUGAAAUAAAAGAACUCCCUGCAAAAGUGGAAGACCAUCAGCAUCUCGAGAAGAUUGAGAGCUUAUUGGAAAUUACUCCACCUCCUUCAGUCCCCAAAGUACAGAACAGACUACGGCAAAACACUGCCCGGAAGAAGCGUGCAAAACAUAAACACUGGACAAUUUACAGACGAAAAGUAAAAACAAAUCCAUCUCAAGAAAACUCUACUUCUGAAAUUGUAACUGAAAAUGAAUCUCAGGAGGAGGAAUCACCAAUAUUGCCAACAAUAGUGCCAGCAUCUGUAGAAUCAAAACCAAAAAUGGAAACUGGUGAAGUUGGGCGGAAAAGAGGAAAAAAGUCUAUUCCACCAAGUACGGAACCGUUUCCUGAAGCAACCGAACCUCAGGUAAUUGAACAAACUGUUGAAUCAACUCCAACCAGUCCUUUCCUUGGGAAGGAGGCCCAGCAGGAGAUUAAACUGGAGGAGACCGCAUCAACAGAGACUAAAGAGGUUCUGGUUUUAGAGCCUUCGGUGAGAGAUCAGCCACAGGUUCCUCAUCCUCUACACAGGCGAAUUAAACAAGCCCGACGUAGACGAAGGGUUUUGAUUGGCCGCAAGUUAAAAAAUCCAAGGCUGCGACACAAGGAGUUGGUUGAGGUUAGUGAAGAUUGUCCACCAACAAUUGGCUCUGAAGAAGCGGAGCCUACACUUGUUGGUAUAUUUUCAACAAAGUACAAGAGGAAACAAAUUUCGAGUAUUCAGUCCAUAGAGGGUAAAAGAAAAAGAGUCAAGCUCUUAUCCAUGCCGUUGAAGGACACCAAUGGAGAUCAUUUGUCUGAUCAAGCAGAAAAGGAUUCUCUGAAUGAAAAACUGAACCAAGAUCAAGAUGUUCAAGACAUUCAUCACAGCAAAACGAAGUUCAUGAAGAACAUACGGCACUUCAUAAUGCCAGUUGUAAGUGCCCGAUCCUCUCGGGUGAUCAAAACGCCAAAGAGGUUCAUGGAUGAUGUUGGGAUGUCUAAACUGCCUCGUAGGAACUCCCAAAAGAAGCUUGGUCUACAACCGAGAUCUAAGAAGCAAGAUUCUGGUGAAAGAGGUGAUUCUGGAACCCUUCAAUCUCAGGAUGAAGAAGAUGAUCUGAGUGAAACUCAGACUGAUCUUGAUUUGUCUUCCAUUUGUGAAUCAAAACCUAAAUCACCUGAUGACACAGAGAGCCUCAGUGCCGAAAAGCCAUCUGGGAAAAGACGAUCACUCCUCAGAAAUCCUGGUUUCAAAUGGCAAGCACUGGAGCCGACCAGCGAGGACAUUUAUGCCUUCGAUGAAGACCUUGACAAAGAGUUGGAGACCUUGCUAUCUGCCAAAGAUUUUACAGUGGACACAUUUCUUGAUCCUCUCCAAAAGAAGAGAAGAUCCACAAAGUUCAAAGCCCAAGCCUCAAAAUUGAGGCUAUACAAGAAACUGAAACUCAAACAGAGCCUCGCAAGGCGUGAAAAGACCCCAACAGAUGAAAUGGGGAAAGCUGUUUCAUCCCCUGCCAAGGCACAAAAGAUAGAGUUGGAAGAAGGAGCCAGUCUAAUACAGUCCCUCAGAGACAUGAAAAAGGAAAAAGCUAAACUUAAGAUUGAGGAUCUCAACACCCCUGGGGUUGUUCGCAAGGUCUCCAUCUGUGUCCGAGCUCUGAGUUCCAAGUUGCUGUCGCAACACCGGGCAAGAGAUGUACAAGAGGAUGAACAGCCAGAUGAAUUCUCCAUUUAUACAGACAUUUCACUUCCCAAUAAAUGCAAAGACUUUGAGAAACUGCAUCUCACAGAAUCAGAAGGUCUGAUUUCUGAGGAAGCUGAGGAACAUGCUGUUGAGGAUAAAACCACUUCCCAGCGUCCUCGCCUUACAGUAGCUAACAAGCGCAUGUUCAACCUUCUGAAGAAAGCCAAGGUUCAACUCAUCAAAAUAGACCAGCAGAAACAGCUGAAAUCAUCUGGGCUCUUACCUGAGAGUAGAAUCACCUCAACAAAAAGGCAGAGGCGAAAACAGAAGGAACGCAUUGAAAGUGCCUGUCCUAACAAGACUGACGCCUCUCCAGAGCAGGAGCCUGGCAGAGGAGGACCUCGCAUUAAACAUGUAUGCAGAGCUGCAGCUGUGGUUUUGGGGCAGCCUCGUGCCAUGGUUCCCGAUGACAUUCCCCGACUCAGUGCGCUACCCCUGCACGAGAGAUCAGACAUAUCCCCUUCACCUGCAGAAAAAGGUGUUGAGUCGCACUCUGACCCAGAAAGCCCUGUGCUACAAGAACACAGAACACCAAAGUUUCGCAAAGGUAGAGCACACUUGUUUGGGCCCCGGUCCCGAAGGUGUGGUGAGUGCAAAGGUUGUCUCCAUGAAGAGGACUGUGGCAAGUGCAUAAACUGCCUGGACAAACCCAAGUUUGGUGGUCCCAACACAAAACGGCAGUGCUGCGUAUACAAGAGAUGUGACCAAGUUGAGGAAAGGAAGGCCUUGAGGCUGAGUGGCAAGUUCCAAAAAGGGCACAAGAAACGACGUUCAUCGAUCAGUGUGGGUUACUCGAGUAAUGAAGAGGGUGAGGUCACUGAUGGAGUCGGACGGACGUUUCCACCCUCUCUAGGUGACAGUCCAUCUGUGCGGAAACAGCCACGGCGACACGUAAAACCACGGUCCUACUGUGACCAGCUAGAUUACGAUUCUGACUUCGACUGGAUUGGAGGUUCGAACUCCACCUCCCAAGCCCGUAGGAGAACUCCUGGUCUUCGCAAUGCAGAUUUUGUGUCAUUGGAUGACUUCAUUGGUGACGCGUUUGACGAGGGAGUGCGGCACCGCCGCCCUGGCUUCCACAGAGGGCAACCUAUAAGACGGAAAUUUGACAAGAGCCCUUAUGAACAGACUCCACCCAGUGUCCUAGCGGCGCUCGCCAACGGUUUUGAACAGAGAGAGCAGGAGCCUGCAGAACCAACACACAAGAUCUGCGUCGAUUUCAAGGAGGACUGUAGUGUGCAGAGCGUGUGGGCAACAGGUGGCCUCAGCAUUCUCACCUCUGUACCCCUCGUGCCCCAGUACGCCUGCUUGCUGUGUGCCAGUAAAGGCCAGCAUGAGAUGCUGCAUUGUCAAGUGUGCUGUGAGCCUUUCCACCGAUUCUGCUUGGAGCCCUCAGAGCGCCCCCUGGAGGAGAACAAGGAGAACUGGUGUUGUCGCCGCUGCAAGUUCUGCCGCGUUUGUGGUCGCAAGUACAAAGAAUCGAAGCCUCUGUUGGAGUGUGAAAGGUGUCAAAAUUUUUAUCACCCUGCCUGUCUUGGUCCCAACUACCCCAAACCCAACAAACGAAAGAAGCCAUGGGUGUGCAUGACAUGCAUCAGGUGCAGAAGUUGCGGUGUGACCCCAGGAAAGACCUGGGACACUGAGUGGAAUCAUGACAAGGGUCUGUGUCCUGACUGCAUGAGAUUGUUUGAUCAAGGGAACUACUGCACUAUAUGCUUCAAGUGUUAUGAAGAUAAUGAUUAUGAUAGUCAGAUGAUGCAGUGCUCCACAUGUAACCACUGGGUCCAUGCUAAAUGUGAAGGUCUGACAGAUGACUUGUAUGAAAUCUUGUCUAGUCUACCUGAGAAUGUGGUGUACUCUUGUCAGCCCUGCUUACAAGAUCAGCCUGAUGGAGGUGAAGUGAGCGGAGCAGGGUGGAGAGUACUGCUUGAUCAGGAGCUGAAGUUGGGGUUAGAGAGAGUGCUGUCUUGCCUGCUGAGCUCCACCCUCACCAAACACCUUGUUGUAUGCAAGAAGUGUUCUUCACUGGGUUCUCCAAACACUUGGACUGAAGCCCUGACUGUUUGUGACUUGCGUGCAGUGGGAAAGAAGUUUGAUGAAGGCUUGUACACAACUCUGAAUUCCUUCCACGAUGAUGUGGUGAAGGUUAUUCGCAGUCAUUUGGAGGAAGAGGAAGCUCUGCCAGAGGAGCAAAGGCCCACUGCCCUCGCCCGCUCAUUCUAUCUGACGCUCUUAGAGGAAGUUUACAGUUGGUUCAACAGUCAGGAUCCGAAAGUGUGGGAUCCACGCUCCAAACAUCUGCCAGCUGGGAUGCUUUCACAUGCUGUGAUGCCACCAAAUUAUGAACAUGUUUAUGCUCAAUGGCGCGAGAGGGAUGGCUGUAGUAAGGCAUUGGACGGCACCCCACAUGUGACUGGGGGACACACUGAUGUUAAGAUGGGAGAAGAACCAGAUCUAUCCACACCUUUGGGCCAUAACCAAAGUCACUAUACGGACAUGAGGGCAUUAAGACUGAAACUGAAAGGCAAGAAGGGUCGACCAGCUAAAGCAGACCUGGACACAGUUUGGUCAAAAGAAGACAAGAGGCAGUGCGUUCUGUGCCAAAAAUAUGGUGAUGCUAAGGCCAGUGAUGCAGGAAGGCUGCUCUACCUAGGGCAGAAUGAAUGGGCUCAUGUGAACUGCACCAUGUGGUCUGCAGAGGUGUUUGAGGAGGAUAAUGGCUCACUUCUGCAUGUUCACAGUGCUGUAGCACGAGGACGUCUGAUGCGGUGCGAACGAUGUAACCGAACUGGGGCAACGGUCGGUUGCUGCCUUACUUCAUGCCAGAGCAACUACCACUUCAUGUGUGCCCGUUUCCGCAACUGUGUCUUCCAGGAUGAUAAGAGAGUCUUCUGCCACAAGCACCGUGACCUUAUAAGUGGAAAAAUCAUCUCUGGUAAAGGGUUUGAAGUACUCCGCAGAGUUUAUGUGGAUUUUGAAGGGAUAAGUCUUCGCAGAAAGUUUUUGACUGGGUUGGAGCCGGAAUCAAUCAAUUUAAUGAUAGGUUCUUUACUUGUAGAAAAGCUGGGAAAGCUAAGUGAAUUAUCGGCUUGUCAUGGAAAACUUUUCCCAGUGGGUUACGAAUGCUCUCGCUGGUAUUGGAGUACUGUGAACCCACUUUAUCGCUGCAAAUACACGUUUCGUGUUAGGGAGGUCCGGCCACCUGUUCAGGAAAAACCAGUGGAAGAGUUGCUUGACCAGGGGGGAAAUUGUACAAUUGCCCACAGUCCAUGCGCCCAGUCAGAAUCUAAAAAUGCGGAAGUGGAUUUGACCUCCACGUCUUCCACAUCUGUCUUUGCCAAACCGUACCUUGGUGCCCGCCCCAAAAUCCCUUCAUAUCCUCAGAACAGAAGACCUGCUGGAGGACUGUACAGACCACUGCCUUGCCCUGGAGCUGCCCCAUCCAAGUCUCACCACAUCUUGACUAUCAGUGAUUUGGAUGACACUCGAAGGCCACGACGGCAUAGUCCACACUCCCAGAAUAGUGGUACCCGCAGUCACGUGACCUCCCCCACUCUUGGGUCCCCAGUGGGCCCAAUUGCAUCUAGAGCAUGUGGUUCCCUCCACUCGAAAACCUCCCAGCCUACCUCCCCAGUUUUCCCCUUUGGUGCUACUGAAAACCUGCUGACCUCUUCAUCAGCUCGUCCCACUGGUCGAAGUGCUUCCUCAGUUCGGGGUCCUGGAAUAAUGAUGCCCCAUUCUACCUCAGGACUGUUCUUACAGUCCACAUGGCAAGGUGGCAUCGGCAGCACUCCUUGCACCAACCGAUCCCUCACCUCUCCCACCCACCUCUCCACGAGAUCACAGCCUUUUGAGUUCAGUCAGUUAGACUCUCUAGAAUUUCCACACAAUUUCAUAGCAUCACCACAAGAGCAUCCAGCAGAAAAUGGUGCCUUGCCAUUUGGAGACUCUUUGGGUACACAAAACCCUUACACCUCCUUCCACAUGGAGGCAGAUUUGACCAUAGCACCUGAACUGAAAGCUGAGCUUGAAAUUGAAGAAACUGUGCUGAAUGAGGGAGUUGCUAUGAACUGCAGUGCGCAAAUUGUAGUUGAAGGUGAAGACAACCAGGAUGACUUCUGGGAGCCAGAUGAAGAGAAAUCCAAAAUGUCUGCCAAGAGAUUGUCUUGUACUGUCAACAAGAGGGAAGACUGGGGUAAUAGUUCCUCUGAUGAGGACAUGGAGAACUACUUCAAUUUCACUCGCACUGUUGUUACUUGCAAGGCUCAAAGGGAUGCCUCUCAGACACCUACAUCUCCAUCGUUGAGGCAUAUUUCCCAACUUGAUGGUGUAGAUGAUGGGGCAGAGAGUGACACAAGUGUAACUAAUAAUGAUAACCAGAGCAUGAAGAAGUCAAAUCAGGCCCAAAAGCCACACAAAUCACCUAAUGCUGAAUCACACGAACAGACAGCCAGCAAUGGGCUAUGUUUGGCUUUUCCAAGUCCUGUUUCUGAUAUUUCGUCAGUUGGCUGUCGGUUAGAACCUUUGUCCAACUCUGACACUCAUUCCUCAGAGGUUAAUGCUAAGCAAGAUUCCUGUGGUAUAAUUCAAACAUUGCAGCCAGACCCUGUGGUAGGUAUACUCCCACAAGACGCUUUGACUAAUUUUGUUGACCCAAACACAGCAUUUUCUACAUAUGGUAAUGAUUACCAAGCCACCAGUUUAGGUGUUGAGCCAGAGAUACCCUUGUUCCUUGUAAGAUGUGAUCCACCUUCACCCAAUGCACAUUUCACAGAGCUGGUCCCAGUUCAGGAAGAUUCUGUUAGUGACCCCCAAGAAUCUAUAGACUCAAAAGAAAUAUAUUUGGAUCCUAGUAGUGGGCACUUUGUAUCUUCUAUGGAUGGCUCUACAGUUAACCCAAACCACUUUCCUGAGGGUGCUCCCGACCUUUCCACGUUGGGCCCAGUUAAUGGUGUUCAGACUCCACUGCAGCAAACUCUUGUUCCUUCUUCAGUGUUUCCCAAAUGUUCAUCCUCCAGUCUCUCUGCACAAGUUCCUUGUCUAACAUUCCCAAACUUGGCACCUUUGCCAGAUAUUCCCCUGUACCCUGUCCAAACUCCUGAGGGCAAGACAGUCUUGCCACCUCUGGAGAGUUUCAGAACCAAACUACAUCCACCUACAGACCCAAGACAUUCUUCCCCCACAGUUCCUGGAGGGUCAAUGCCCUGUGUUUCCACAAAUUUGCAGCAGAAACCAGAGUUAAUGCUCUCUGUGCCAUCAGCCACUGGUGUGCCCCAUGGGACAUAUGGGCCAGUUUCAGGUACAGUGUCUGUUCCGCUGUACCCCACUUACUCACAGCCUAUUGGUUCUACAACAGUCGCUGUAGUUUCCUCAUCCCCCUCCGUGACCUCCCAACCAUCCAUGCAGUGCCAACCAAUGCCUUCUGCCAUUCAGCCAGCCUCUGGUCCAGUUGUCAUGAAUGGGUACAGCACUAUGCCUAUGCAAAGAGAAACUGCCGCAGGACGGACAAUUUCCAUAAAUUUUUCAACCCCCAGAUCAACGUUGGAACCCCAACAACCGUUGGUUACCCAAGCAUUACCAGGUCAUGCUAUUCUCACUGUAAAGGAGGUUGGUGGACCCAAUGUGGAUCCUACUCCACAUGUUUUACUUGUUAAUCGACUUGGUCAGAUUUUUGUCAAGAACCCCGAAAGCAACACCUUCCAGCUGCCGUCUCCAAAUUCCCCUUCCUUCAAUUGUGUCACCCAAAUUGCCAGCCUCUUGCAAAGCAAUGCCUUUUCGGCAACGCUUGCAGCAGCUGGUAACUUGCCCACAGUUGGAAGUGCCACCAUUCCAAUCCAAGUCCCGCAAAUUUUGACUCCAGUGGUACAGACCUCUAAUACCAUUACCCAGCUACUCACUACCAGUAACAGUGGAACUGCUUCAUUACCGGCAGAUGCUAAGAAGCCACGUAGGAGUAAAAAAGCUUCCGCCGAUGGUUCCACAUCAGGAAUAAAGAAGCCUCAGAAUAAGAAAGAGUCUUCCACACCUAGGAGAAUGAAGCAUGCUAGCACACCAGGCCCCACAAGCAAAAAAUGUACAGAGCAAACAACAACUUCCUCGGAUGCAUCUAAUCAAGCAGAAAGUGCCCAGGCUAUUAUCAACCAAGCUAUGGCUGGCUAUUAUGACCCCAACAAGACUGUUUCCCGUAUUCUUAGCCCAUCAUCACCUUGUAACACUACCCCUGUUGGGCGAACUCAAACAACGUGUUCUGUAGUUUUACCCCCAGAUCUCUUUGUCGAACCUGAGGCAACGACUUCCCCACCAGCUACUCCAGGAGCAGAACAUCGACCAAAGCAGGUUCGAAUGAAAAGAGUGUCCUCCCUAUCUGAUCGUAUUGCCACCAAGAAAUCAAAAGCGGACUUUUUAGAGCAAGAACGCUCUAGUGGAUUGGAAGAACAACGCAAGUCAAGCGCAGUAUCUGCUAGGUAUGGAGUACGCAUCAAAACACCAACCGUCAAGGGAAUUCUUGACUUAGACAAGCUAAAUGAAGAGCGAAAUAGUGACUCUGAGAAUGCAAGGCCUGGGCCUUGGGAUCGUCUUUCAAUGCCUCGAAGUGGAGACAGCAACAAGCCAGCAACUUGGGAUUCUGCCAACCGCAGUGCACUAACUGAGUGGAACAAAUACUCAGGGAUGCUGUCCUGCUCAGAUGACGAGAUGCCUCCCUCAGAGAGUGAAGAUCAGAGUCCUCCUAGCCGAGACCAACCCCACCUACGCUUCGAGAUUAUUAGUGAUGAUGGCUUCACUGUAGAGGCAGACAACAUUGAAGUGGCUUGGACAGCUGUUAUCGAGGGAGUUCAGGAGGCCCGUGCAGUUGCUGGUCUGAGGCAGCUGUCUUUCUCUGGGAUGACCGGGGCUCGUAUGAUGGGAAUGCUGCAUGAUGCUGUUGUCUACCUGUUGGAACAACUCCAAGGGGCCAAAAGUUGCCAGCGUCACACCUUCCGCUUCCACAAGCAGGCCAGUCAGGACGACGAUUUACCCAUCAACCCAAGUGGCUGUGCUCGCUCUGAAGUCUACCUGAGGAAGUCGACCUUUGAUAUAUUUAACUUCCUGGCGUCUCAGCACAGACAGCUUCCUGACACUGGCCUGUAUGAUGAGGAAGAGGAUGAAGUUCUUCUCAAAUCGACCAGGCGUGCAACAAGUUUGGAGCUUCCGAUGGCUAUGCGCUUUAGACAUCUGGAGAGAACAUCCAAAGAAGCCGUUGGUGUUUACAGGUCUGCGAUUCAUGGAAGAGGGCUUUUCUGCAAGCGGAAUAUAGAAGCAGGAGAGAUGGUCAUCGAGUAUUCAGGCAUUGUCAUUCGGUCCGUUCUUACAGACAAACGAGAGAAGUAUUAUGAUGGCAAGGGCAUUGGAUGUUACAUGUUCCGCAUUGACGACUUUGACGUGGUAGAUGCCACCAUGCAUGGUAACGCAGCACGCUUCAUCAACCACUCCUGUGAACCCAACUGCUACUCUCGAGUCAUCAACGUGGAGGGUCAGAAACACAUAGUCAUUUUUGCCUUACGGAAGAUAUACCGUGGAGAGGAGCUAACGUAUGACUACAAGUUCCCAAUAGAAGACGCCAGCAACAAGCUCAGCUGCAACUGUGGAGCCAAGCGUUGCAGACGCUUCUUAAACUAAGGAAAAGUUGCAGUGCAACUUCACAACAACGGAGAAGACGGGUAAAAACAUUGGAAAGAGGCUUGACGGGUAAAGGGGGUCCAGGCAGAAGGUUUCUCGGAAAAGAGCAAGGUUUAAUGGAGUCACCACUUCAGUUUGGAGGUCCAUCAACAGGUCUGACGGCACAUAUAACGAGAUUUCAGGAGAAAUGGAAAGGAAGACACCAACUUGCAAGACAUGCAGCUCAAAAAUCUAGAGUUUUGUGGGGAGGCAACAGAGAAAUGGAGGGCUAGCUUUUCUCAGCAGAAACAAACCAUCGAACAGCCAUUGUGGAGGCAUUCGUGUGCUUCAUGUUUUCAUUAUUUUCCAGCCAAUCACUAGAUGUUUAGUCCAAUAGAGCCAUUAAUCCAAGAGCAAAUGAGGCAUGGGAGAAGAUAAAGGGUGAAAAAUUAACCAGGGCCCCUCAAGAAGAUUUUACACUACGCUGCAUCCUUUGUGGUUACUUAAAUGUCAUAUUGGGGAAAAAAAUUAGCUGUUUUGAGUCUCAGACUUACAUAGUCAUGGCAUGUUUUUCUCUCUCUCUUUUUAGCAGUUCAUGAGCAGCAAAGUACAAGCAAGAAUGGCACAAAUAUUGCAAGAAUGUUGUUAGACGUUGGUUGACAGAGUUGUAGUGUAAUUUGUGGCAAAAUUGUGACUCGUGGCAGCUUUUUACAUUUUCAGUGGGUCUUUUUAAAAGCUGAGAGAAAGUUUUCAGGAGGGCUGUUCCAGCAACCAAUCACCUAAUAAACCUUUAAACCUAAAACAAUGAAUAUCCCCCUCCCAUUUUUCCUCUAGCCCACGUUAAAGUGCUGGAUUCUCAAGUUCAUGUGCUUGAGAAACAUUUUAUAGUGUGGACCACAUAGUAUGCAGAAGCUAAGUGGCAGUCAAGAUGCUAAUGAAAUGAUGUAAAUGUAUAAUUGAGAUCUGUUUGUCUAUAGUUUUAAUUCUUGAUCACACAGUCUUGUUUUUAGCUGAGAAAGACUUAACACUGCUCAGGACAACACUGUAUAACCCCUCAGUAUAACCCAUCAAUCCAUUCCUUGUGCAUGGUAGUAAUGGACAUGUUCACUGCAUUUCACUGGUUUGUCUUUGAAGCAUCUUUGCUUGAAAAACCCUACUUUGUAGCAUUUUUUUUUUUUUAUUAUUUAUUUUUAAUUUUUCAUAGCAUUUUUACAGGCCGGUGUAAACCUGUUACUUCAUUCUUUUCGCAAAAGCUUGUUCUUCAUUUUUUGCGCUCGUUGUGUGGCGUAAUACUGUAUAGGUUUUUUAUUUUAUUUUAUUUUUUACUUCUAGUCCACUUGAAGGUCUCCAUGGUGCUAUGCCCUAACAUGAGUCCUGAAAGGGAAACAACUUAGUUCCUCUGACUUGUUAGAGGACCAAAAAAGUACAUGCUGUAUUUGCUUCGUCUGGUACUAAAAUAGCAAAUAUGCUUUCUAACAAUAACAUUGUGCCCAUACAUGUCUAUGGUGUCUUUAUACAAGCAAGGCCCAUACUGAAUAUUCAGACGGUGACGUUUAAGCAUGUUUGUGAUUCGUAUGUCUGAUGAGUUCCUCUUUCGCAAACAAGAGCCUUGUGUCAAAUCGAAAUCAUGCCUGGAGAGUAUAUAAAUAUUUGUAUUUUUUUGUCAAAGUAGAGCACACUACUUAAGCUAAUUGUGACGGCUAAACGCAUACUCUUUGCGUCACAGCUUCUAAAGGUGUGAUGACAUCAUGCAAUAAAAUCAUUUCUUUGCCAUAAUUGUACAUACAAUUGGAGCACUAUCUUGGGAUUUAGAAACUGUUUAAAUGUGUCCUAUAAGAUAUAGGGCUUUGUACUGGUGACUUACAAAAUCUCAUUACUGCAUUAUACUGUGCAGCAGAAAUAUAUCUUAAUAUAUUUAUAGAAGAGUUAUUGAAACAACAGAUGGUAACCUGGCACUCAGCACCUUUUGAGUUGGUUCACUUCUCCAUGCAGAACAAUCAACAAGCUGAUGCCAUUGUUCAUUUUUCAGAGUAUAAAAGAUUGCUGUAGGAGUGUUGUAUUUAUUCCCAUUUGUCUUUAUGGGUAUUAGAUACCCAUAGAUCUGUGCUUUGUAUGUGACCAAGGUCUUAUCGGAAUUUUCUUCAGGGUUUUUCAUUGUUUUUAACCUUUUUUUCCAUUUUCUUUUUUUGAACAUUGUUUGAGGAUGAGUUCUUGCAACGUGGCCUUUUUAAGAGGUGAUGUUUUGAGCCAGCUGUAUUUUUUUUAUUUUUUUAUGUCAUGGUCUUAUUUGUUGGUUUUAUUUGGCUUAGAAAGAGCAGUUACUGGAGCUCACACCCUGUGCAUUUUUUCCCCCAAAAUCACAUUGACAUCAUCUGCUUUAUUCCUUUUACGGGAACGAUCGCAAUCAAGAACCUGAAAUUGUAAUCAAACCUCCCCAGACUUGCAAGGAUUCUACCUCAAGCUGUUCAGGCAACGUCGAGAAAUACUAAUGCAAAACUAGGUGAGAAUAAAAAAUUGUUUGAUCUUUACUGUCAUGCAGAGUUGGCUUGUGUGCAAUGAAGGAUGGAAAGCACUAGUCAGGACCUCCUGUGACGAUGCGCCUCCCAGAGCUUAUUGGGAAAGAUUUGUCUGUUCCUGUGUAGGUUAUUUUAAAAAUGUGUUGGAAAAAGACUUAAAAACUGAAAAAAUGUGUCUUUGCUACCUUGUACAAAUAAACCCUAUGUUUGUAAAUAGUUGUAUACAUAUUUCUAAACCUGUUUAAUUUUUCUAUGCACUUUUUUUAUUUAUAAUGUUUUUUGCUUAAUAAAGAUGUACAAUGUUUGAACAAAG
Molecule: messenger RNA, 14143 nt
Organism: Myxocyprinus asiaticus (Chinese sucker)
Lineage: Eukaryota; Metazoa; Chordata; Actinopteri; Cypriniformes; Catostomidae
Product: histone-lysine N-methyltransferase 2B-like
Exons: 37
Coding region: 44-11335 (3763 amino acids)
Biological process (GO): positive regulation of DNA-templated transcription
Cellular component (GO): nucleus; histone methyltransferase complex
Molecular function (GO): protein binding; zinc ion binding; histone H3K4 methyltransferase activity
Source: RefSeq, a predicted model, not a curated record